UUCUCCCACAGCUCCGCGGUCAUACUAAUCCAAUUUGUUUAAACAAACAGCGUCGGAAAAUCGCGGUUUCCUGAAAAAUGAAAAGCGCCCAAUAGCGCGCGCCGAUUCGCGAACUGCGUGCAACGAAGAGUGACCAUGAAAAUGCCAGCGAGAAAUUCGCGAAAAUCAAUGAAUAACAAAAGCAGCGGAUCAUAAUAAUAACUAAUAACAGAGCCGAACCAAGUGAAAUUCGAGGCUGGAAUUCGUUAUGCUGCAGUGCAUCCCAACGUUGGACUAAACAAAGUCGGGCGGAGGUCCGGUGAUUAACCCUCUGUAGUGCUUAACCCCUGGGCGAAGAGCCGCCCCCGAUUAACCCCCCCUCGCCGAAAUGGAUGGUCAGCGGGCCAGGGAUCUCUUGACGCUCCUGCAGGAGCGGGUCGUCUUCCUCACCGGCGGACGGGAUCGGCGCGGCGGACCACUCCUCUGCUUCCCGGCCACGCCCCGCAGGGAUCGCCUCAAGCCGGAGGAUCUGAGGCGCCUCCUCAGCUACCUGAUCAGCAUUCCCAGCGACGCCGCCAAGAACCUCGGAUUCACAGUCAUCAUCGAUAUGCGAGGCAAUGGCAACUGCUCGACCAACGUGAAGACGAUAUUGAAGGUGCUGCAGGAGCACUUCAGCGCGAAUAUCCACAACGUGGUGAUCAUCAAGCCGGACAACUUCUGGCAGAAGCAGCGUGCCUCGAUCUCCUCGCACAAGUACAAGUUCGAGACGACGACCGUGUCGAUCGAGUCCCUCAACAAGAUCGCGGAGAGUCACCAGCUGACCGGGGACUUCGAGGGCCAGCAGCUGUACGACCAUCAGCAGUGGACGGACGCCCGGCUGGCCAUCGAGGACUUCUUCUGGCAGGCCGGGGACAUGGCCGACCGGAUCGACGACCUGCAGGAGGACCUCAACCGCAACGACUUCGCCGAGGACGUGCCGCUGGCCAGGCACGCCAUCGAUCACCACAACGAGAUGCGCAAGAAGAUCACCAAGCUGCCCAUCGAGGACCUCGACAUGCAGGGCAAGAAGCUGCUGGCCAAGAUCAACGCGAUGGCCCCGCCAGGUGGUCAGGCCUCGAGCUCCGGAGGUUCGGAUAUGGACUCGGGCCCCUCCUCUGCCGGACAGCAAUCUCAGCCGCAGCAAUCUCGUUCGGCGAGCGGCAAUCCGGACAUGUCGGCCGCCGUGAACAAAGCCCUGCGGCAGAUCGACCUCAUCCACACCGGCCAGGAGAAGCUGCUGAUGCUGUGGCAGCACAAGAAGGUGAAACUAGACCAGUGCUUCCAGUGGCGCCUGUUCGAGCAGGACUGCGAGAAGAUGUUCGACUGGAUCCUGCACAACCGCGAUGUGUUCCAGAUGAGCUACGUGGAGAUUGGGCACAACUACUCGGUGGCCAAGUCUCUGCAGGAUGAGCACCAGAAGUUCGCCGUGGCCUCCAUGAAUGUGUCGGUGAAUAUCGAUAGGAUUCUGGCCGUGGCAGCUCGCUUGAUUGAGAGUCAGCACUAUGCAGCUCAGCACAUUAAAACGCUGGCCCAACGCUUGGACCGAACCUGGAAGGACUUCGCCGCGGGCUUGGAUGAGAGAACUGCUGUUCUGCAGUUGAGUGUUCUGUUCCAUCACAAGGCGGAACAGUAUUGCAACAGCGUGGCCAGUUGGGCAGCCGCUUGUCAGGCCUCCCAGCCCCUUCCCUCGGAUAUCCAGAGCUUGGAGACGGCCAUCCGGACACACCAAUCCCUGUACGAAGCCAUGUGCCAGGCCUAUACGGAGGUUCACUCCACCAGCAAGAAGCUGCUGUACCAGUUGGACCACUUGGUGCAGGUCUGCAAUCAACCUCCGCCGCCCGGUGUCCCGGAUCAUCGAAAGAACAGCAACGGUGGCAGCUUUAACAAGUACGAGAGACAGAAUCCAGCAGCGGAUUACAGUGAAGGCGCCAGUCAUGUACUGGCUGUAAUUCACCAGAUCCUGGGUCACCAUCGCACUCUGGAGGCCAAGUGGCACCAGGAACGGCUCCGAUUGCAUCAGACCCUAGCCCUAAGACUCUUCCAAGAAGAUGUGAAGCAGGUCCUGGAUUGGCUGAAAAAUCAUGGCGAAGUUUUUCUCAGGAAAAAUACGGGUAUAGGCAGGAACUUCCACAAAGCCAGGGUUUACCAGACCUCGCACGAUAACUUUGAGAAUGUUGCACAGAACACCUAUAGUAACGCCCAAAAGCUUCUGGCAGCCGCGGAUGAAUUGGCCAGAAGCGGCGAGGCCGAUCCCAAUGAGAUAUAUUCUGUGGCUAGGGAGUUGGAACUCCAGGUGGGCAGCUUUGCGGAGAGAGUGGAGCAAAGGAGACGCCGCCUGGAGAUGGCUGUCAUUUUCUACACCCACGAAAAGGACGUGACCGCCUGGAUAGAUAAACUUCGAACGGAUGUGAGCACUGAUGAAACGCGUCUCUCGCAGGAGAACCUCGAGGGCAUCGAACGCAUAUUGCAGCAAUAUCAGAGGGAUCAGCAGGAGAGCUCCGUGAAUGUUUGCCUUACAACUAUCGCCCAGGGCGAAGCUCUGCUGCAGGAAAUGCGAUCCCUGGAGUAUGCCGACAAUACGGGUUCCAUUGCCGCUCUGGAGGCCACCCUCGAGAAGUUGAGUAAACAGAAGCUGGAGCUGGAGGAGCUCUGGUCCGCUCGCAAGUUCCGCGCCGAUCUCAUCCUGCGUUUGCGGUACUUUGAGCGGGAUGCCAUGGAGCUGUCCUCGCAGCUGGAGAUCUGGUCCGAGGAGCUCCAGCACGCUGACCUCUCCAGGGACUACCAGAAAGCCGAACAGCUCAUCCGCAUGCACAACGAAUCGGUGACGGACAUUCAGAACGCCACCUACGAGGUCCUGCAGCAGGGUCAGGACCUGCUGCAGCUCUUCGAGAACGCUGGCUUCAUCUCCAUGGCGGAUGCCACGCACACGGCUCAGGCUAGGAUUGAAUAUCUGCUGGACUUCUUGCGGGAACGCGAGAUCGAUCUGGAGGAAAUGUCCGAGGCUAAGCGGGCUAAGCUCGAGCAAGCGGUGCAGCUAUGUCAAUUCCAGAACGAUGCCAACCAGGUGAUCUCGUGGAUCCGCAAUGGAGAAGCCAUGCUGGUGGCCAGCUUCGUCACACCCAACAGUUUGCAGGAGGCCGAGCAGCUGCGCAAGGGUCAUGAGCAGUUCCAGAUUGCCAUCGAGAAGACGCACACUUCGGCGGUGCAGGUGAAGUACCGAGCGGACGCCCUGAUCAAUGCCAACCACUACGACCCGCAGUCUAUUAGAGAAAUCAGCGACGAUGUGACAAAGAAGUGGCAGCAGUUGGUGACCUACGCGGAGGAGCGUCACAAGCUGGUGACCGCCUCCAUAAACUUCUACAAAACAGCCGAGCAGGUGUGUUCGGUUUUGGACAGCUUGGAGCGGGAGUACAAGCGGGAGGAUGACUGGUGUGGCGGUGGCGGAGGCAGCGAUAAAGCCCAAACCAUUGUCCAGUUAAUCUCGAAGCAUCAGGAGCAGAAGGAGGCCUUCCUGAAGGCCUGUACUUUGGCGCGCCGUACGGCCGAGACUUUCCUGAAGUAUGCCAACCGAUCGCAGCAGUGCUAUCAGUAUAAAGGGAACUGUGAAGCCCAUGUGAAGAGCAAACUGGACAAGCUGUUGACUCAGGAAAAUCAAGUUCUCGACUACUGGACGCUGCGCAAGAAGUCUCUGGAUCAGUGUCAGCAGUUUGUUCUCUUCGAGAGGAGUGCCAAACAGGCGAUCGAAUGGAUUCACAACACCGGAGAAGCAUACCUCUCCUCGAGAUCCAACUUAGUGGGCAUAAGCAAAGAGGAAACGGAGGGAUUGCUCAAAGAGCACAAUGAAUUCCGAAGCACGGCGAAGGAGACACGUGAAAGGGUUAAGCUUCUGAUCCAACUAGCCGAUAGUUUGGUGGAAAAGGGUCACGCCCAUGCCAGCGAUAUCAAGCAAUGGGUGGCGUCGGUAGAUCAGCGGUACAAGGAUUUCAGCAACCGCAUGGACAGCUACUGCGAGCAGUUGGAGAAAUCUCUGGGCAUGUCCCAGCAGCAGUUACUUUUGGGAUCCGAUGGAAACAGCUCGAUUAGUUCCUCCUCCGGGGUGAGCGGUGGGGAUCGUCAUUCGGAUCCUACGCUGGAAGCCAAGCUAAACAGCAGCAACAAGGAGAACAAGGAGAUUAACGAGGAGAAGCGCAAGUCGGCGAGAAGGAAAGAGUUCAUUAUGGCGGAACUUAUGCAAACAGAGAGGGCCUACGUGAACGAUCUGGCCACUUGCAUCAAGUGUUUCCUGGAGGAAUUCAGAGCUGGGAGAAAUGUACCCCCCGCACUCAUUGGACAAGAAGAUGUGAUAUUCGGCAAUAUCAGGGAAAUACACCACUUCCAUCAGAAGAUUUUCCUGCGAGAGCUGGAGAAAUACGAAACCAUGCCGGAGGAUGUGGGCCAUUGCUUUGUGACCUGGGCCUCCAAGUUUGACAUGUACGUGCACUACUGCAAGAACAAGCCCACAUCGAAUAAUCUGCUAGUCCAGCACGGCGGCAGCUUCUUUGAGGAGCUGCAGCGGCGCCUGGAGGUGGACCAUCCCCUGCCCGCCUAUCUCAUCAAACCCGUGCAGAGGAUCACCAAAUACCAGCUGUUACUUAAGGAUCUUCUGUCCUGCUGCGAGGAAAGCCACGGCGAAAUCAAAGAGGGUCUCGAGGUGAUGCUUAAUGUCCCCAAGAAAGCCAAUGAUGCCAUGCAUCUUUCGCUGCUGGAAAACUGUGAUGUAUCCAUAGACAAACUGGGCGAAGUUGUGCUGCAGGACGCCUUCCAAGCCUGGGACACCAAGCAAAUCAUCCGAAAGGGCAGGGAGCGACGUGUUUUCUUGUUCGAAUUGUAUCUCCUGUUUGCCAAGGAGGUCAAGGAGUCUAGCGUAGUCAAGUAUCAGUUUAAGAGCAAGCUCAUGACCACCGACAUGGGCAUCACGGAGCACAUCGAAGGGGAUGAGACCAAGUUCGCCGUGUGGACGGGUCGUUCCCCGAUGCUCUCAGAUUGCAGGAUCGUUUUGAAGGCAACGAGCUUGGAAACCAAGCAGAUUUGGGUGAAGAAACUGCGUGAAGUGAUGCAGGAGACGUGCUUCUCGGGCACCUCAUUAACUCUGCCCAAGUCGCCAGCCAAACACUCGGGCUCCUCGCAAAGAUCCUCACGGGAUUUGGAUGAACAGCUCACGGAGAACGAUCAUGAUCGCUGCUCUCUGGCUAGUUUCGGAUCGGGUAAUACCACAGAUAGUGAUAAUAAGCUGGGCAACCAGGAGGCCACCUGGGUGGUGGCGGACUACAUCGCCAGCUCGGGCACCAACGAGCUGAGCGUUAGCAAGGGACAGCAGGUGGAGAUUGUCGAGCCGCCCACCGCCGGCGAGCCGGACUUCUGCCUGGUGCGCCUGAAUCCCCAGCACGAGGAUGCCGCCGUGCAGGAAGGACUCGUCCCUGUCUCAGUGCUCAAACCGCCGCCGGGCUCGCACAAACACGGUUCCGGAUCCGGAGCGAAUGCAGCCGGAGCAGCGGGUUCGCAGAAAUCCGAUAUGCAGGAUCAGGGCAAUCGCAGCAAGGCGGAUGCCCUCUCAUCGUCCACCAAACGCCGCGGUUUUAGCGGGCGCAACUGGCUGCCGCUGAUAAAUCGCAAGGGAGCGGACAAGCCGCCAAACAGCAAACCGCUGGUGAAGAAGCCCUCGGAGAAAAACCUGAGAACACCCCAGAAGCACGCCGAGGAGCUGGCCGAGCAGCAGAGCCAGCAGCCAGGUGGCAGUCCCGCCACCGUGGUGCCAUCCCCGCAGUUCCCCAGCUCCACCGCCCAGCAUCCGGGAGCGGGCGGGGACUACGAGCCGGACGAGGAGGCCGGCCUGGAGCUGCCGCCGCCCAUGAAGCCCAUCCAGGAGCCGCACCUGAUUGCCAACGGACCGCCCACCUUCGCCAAGGACGCCAAGGAGAGCUCUGGCAACAUGGCCAGCACCGGCAAAAUGGAUGGCAAUCCACUAUCGGAAAUAGAAGAAAUUGUCAAGACGACAACGGAGCAACACGAGUCCAACAGUCGCGUGGACGGAGGUGGAGGAGCGGAGAACGCCAGCACCAAUGGGCAUGGGCGCUCCCACGACAACAAUGAUGAGGGCCACGCUGCUCUCUCGGACAAAGCAGCUGCUCUGAAGAAGCGGCAAUGCGUCUUCGCGGAGCUGAUGUCCACGGAGGAGACCUAUGUGCAGGACCUCAGUGACGUCGUCAAUGGUUACAUGACAGAGAUAAAUAACGCGAACAGUGAUAUUCCCAUGCCCGAGGAUUUGAAGGGUGGCAAGAUGAAGUUGGUCUUCAACAACAUCAAGGACAUCUACGAGUGGCACAAGGACUUCUUUUUGAGGGCCCUGCGCAACUGUCAAAAUUCCCCUGCGGAUCUGGGUCCGCUCAUUAAGCGGUCGGCCACCAAGUUCGCGCUGUACUACACUUAUUGCAGUAACAAACCGCUGUCUGAGUAUAUAGUCAGCGCCCACUAUCAGUAUUUCGAUUGCAUACGCCAGAAGCUGCGACAUCGCCUGGAUCUGAGCAACCUAAUCAUCAAGCCGGUGCAGCGAAUCACCAAAUACGAGCUGCUGAUCAAGGAGAUCAUCAAGGCCACAGAGGCAGCCGGGCUGCAAAAGGAGGUGCCCAUGCUGCAGGAGGCCUACCAGCAGAUGAAGGUGGUAGUCAAGACGGUCAACGACAUGAUGGUGGUGCUGCGCAGCCUGCAGGACUUCGAUGGGGAGAUCACCGCCCAGGGCAGCCUGCUGAUGCAGGGACCCAUGAACUGCCUGGUGGACGCGGCCCAGAGGCAGCGCGAGCUGCAGGUGUUCCUCUUCCAGCAGAUCAUAAUCUUUGCAGAUAUCGAGAAGACCAGGAACCAGUAUGCCAGUCCCAUAUUUAAGUACCGAUCGCACAUACAGCUCAAUCACAUGCAAAUGAAGGAACUGGGCGACUGCCGCUUUCAAAUCCGGUCGACCGACCCAAAGAUCCCCGAGAUGACGAUCGUCUGCGAGGCGGGUUCGAACUACGCGGCGUGGGUAGACAUGCUGAACAAGAUCCUGCAGCAGCAGAACGACCUCAUCUUCAUGCUCUCCAAUCCCCUGUCAACCAAAAACAAGUAGAAGCCCCCGAGGAAAAAUUCCAAAUGACAAAGCAGGAAUGCUUGAAAGCUUGAAAGCAAGCAAGAACAGCAAACGAAAGUAUGAGAAAAUGAUAUUGUAAUGUGUUUUGGGCACAGGGGUUUCCCGUCCGUGCGUCUGUUUUGCGGAUCGUUUUGCUCACACCCAGAUACACUCGCAACACUCAAUCCUAAUUUGUAUGUAACUUGUAAUUGUAAUUUAUUUAUUCGUCAUCGCCUGCGUUUCCGUUCAGUCUGCCCUUUAGUUUCUAGUUCGAGCCCCAUUUCUUUUUUACUAUUCUGUUUUCGCUUCCGUUUCCGGAUUUGUGUGUAUGAAACGCAAAGUAUUAUAUGCUCAAGAUUACCUUUGACAUGGUGUGCAUUUUUAACUUAAUUAGACUCCUUUGCUGUUAGUUUUACGUUCCACAUCUGACUUCUCAACGAUCGGCAGUCGAAAACUACUCAGAAUCAAAAGCAAUUUACAUUUUCGUUUCGUGUUUUUAUUCGCAUUGAACGCAGAGUAAGAGUAUAACUAUUCUAGCCUUAGUUCGGUACAUAGUUUUAGUUUACCUGCUAAAUGUUAAUAAUAGUUUAAACGUAAAGUAACUUGAUUUGCUUUGGACCACUGGAGCAGAGUUUUGUGAAAUGGCACUCAUUCGAGUGCGGCAUCGUGAAAUAAUUUAGGCUAACUUUAGUUUAUGAAUGCAAUGCAAAGCGUAUUUGCACCUUAUGUUUAACAAAUAAAAUAUGUAAGCUUUAAACGUAAUCAAAACCAGAAACAAUAAGUUCUUAAUUAUUCUAAUUAUAAUUUAUGACCCAAAUAAAACAAAUGCCUGCUCAGAUGUAAUUCUUUUUGGUUUCUCGCAUCCUUGCCCACUUUUCAGUUGUUCUUUUCACCAAAACAAAGACACAACACUUGCAGAAAAAGCUGUCACCAAAAAUGGUCACCUAACACCUUAAAGAUACCACAUAAGCGAAUCCAAGCUGUAUACCCAAGCCAAUUUCCGAAGCAUGUUUCUCUGUUUGGUGUUUAUGUUAGUUGCUAAGCAGGAGGCGAUAAAGAUAAUGUACAGUGUAGCAUACGAGGAUAAGGCAGAGUCACUCAGAUACAGAUACAGAUGCCGAUACAUGUGUCUCUUGCAAUCAAAGUACUCGAGUUGUACUAAGUACUAAGCGGGUAAGUACUAAGCGGUUGUUCACACGAUACUUUCGAAUCGAUUUUGUCUCUGAAAAGCACCCACACACGGAUACCCGAUACAGUCUGGAAAAUGAAUAUGAUUGCAGUUUGAAUAUAUCAAUGCGAAGAAUAACAAUAAUGAUUUAGCAUAGCUAAAUGUAGGAAGCGAACAUGAAAUGUAUUUUUUUACAAAAAUUGUGAAACGAACCUCCGGCAUAAUUCGUAAUUAAAUGUUAAAGUCAGAUCAGAUUGGAUCGGAUCUUGGGAUCUAUGGAUCGAUAAGAUCGAUAGGACAAGCAAACGCACAGUGAGAGGAACUCAAAUGGCCACAACAUUUUCUACAUUUUUGCACUUAACUCGUAGAGCUCUACUCAACUCACAACCGAUCGAUCGCAACAUGUAACAUACUGAAUUCUUUUCGAUUAACUUACGGCACCUACUGAUUAACUAAUUGUUGUACUUAAGCCCCCAAGUCGAAAUUCUAGAUAAUUGUGGUAAUUAAAGUGUGUGUUUAGUUUAUCUAAUUACUCUGACUAAAUAUAAAUAUACUACAUGCAAAUGCGACAUCAAGUACGCCAGUGCAAGGCGAAAAGCAUAAAGUAAUCGUGUUAAUCUGUGUUUUAGCCAAGUAAGCACCAGCUUUUCCCUCGGAAAACGCUCGGAAAAGGCCAGUCGAGAUCAACAGUUGGCCCGGGCGCAGGCUGCAAAUAUAAUAUAAAUAUAUCCAGAAACCAAUAUGCAAAUUGUAUGUAACCAACAAAGCAUGUAAUCUGAAUUUAAAUUUUCAAAGUGAAUAAUAAUAAAGCAAAAGUAGCUGAAUAAAAUUAA
Messenger RNA from Drosophila suzukii, 9157 nucleotides. It is a transcript of the gene trio, whose product is annotated as trio Rho guanine nucleotide exchange factor. NCBI's taxonomy places the organism in Eukaryota, Metazoa, Arthropoda, Insecta, Diptera, Drosophilidae. Gene Ontology annotation, biological process: axon guidance; intracellular signal transduction. Gene Ontology annotation, molecular function: protein binding; guanyl-nucleotide exchange factor activity. The record is from RefSeq and is a predicted model, not a curated record. Gene Ontology annotation, cellular component: extrinsic component of membrane; plasma membrane; cytoplasm.